AGUGCAUGUAAUGUAUGGAUGGAUUGAAUGCAAUGAUGUGUUGGUCCCUCUUAUAUCCCUUUCCUUUUCCUCUCCAAACGUGUCUCACAUUUGUUGCCAAAGACUGAUUGUCUUUAGAUCUAACCAUCCCUUCAAUUAACCGCUAAUUUUUUGGCAAAACUGAUGGCCACCGAAGAGUGGACAGAAAGCACGGCUGUGGCCCAAGUGGGCGAACCCGUGGAGAUCAAGCUGUUUGGCCGCUGGAGUUCAAGUGAUGUUCAGGUGUCGGACAUCUCUCUCACUGAUUACAUCGCAGUGAAGGAGAAGUACGCGCGAUAUCUGCCGCACAGUGCGGGCCGGUAUGCGUCGAAGCGGUUCCGUAAGGCUCAGUGUCCUAUCGUUGAGCGCCUGACCAACUCAAUGCAAAUGCAUGGACGCAAUAACGGCAAGAAACUGCUGGCCGUCCGGAUCGUGAAACACGCCUUCGAGAUCAUCCAUUUGCUAACCAAUGAGAAUCCGCUGCAGAUAUUGGUCAACGCCAUCAUCAAUAGCGGUCCGCGUGAGGACUCGACUCGUAUUGGACGCGCGGGAACUGUACGUCGACAGGCCGUGGAUGUGUCUCCCCUGAGACGCGUGAAUCUGGCCAUUUGGUUGCUCUGCACCGGCGCUCGAGAGGCCGCCUUCAGAAACAUCAAGACUAUCGCCGAGUGUUUGGCCGACGAACUGAUUAACGCCGCGAAGGGCUCGUCCAACAGUUAUGCCAUCAAAAAGAAGGACGAAUUGGAAAGAGUGGCCAAAUCUAACCGAUAAAUCAAAUGCAUUGAAAUGUGUAUUAAUUAUAAAUUUCAAUAAAUAUUGUUUUGGAGAUA
Oppiella nova is the source of this 848-nucleotide messenger RNA. The record is from the annotation of a GenBank genome assembly. NCBI's taxonomy places the organism in Eukaryota, Metazoa, Arthropoda, Arachnida, Sarcoptiformes, Oppiidae.